Solanum stenotomum is the source of this 985-nucleotide messenger RNA. Its product is annotated as outer envelope pore protein 21B, chloroplastic-like. The transcript is spliced from 5 exons. NCBI's taxonomy places the organism in Eukaryota, Viridiplantae, Streptophyta, Magnoliopsida, Solanales, Solanaceae. The coding region runs from base 164 to 667 and encodes 167 amino acids. Gene Ontology annotation, molecular function: voltage-gated monoatomic anion channel activity. Gene Ontology annotation, biological process: regulation of monoatomic anion transport. The record is from RefSeq and is a predicted model, not a curated record.
AAGAAUAGAGGCAAAAGAGUUGAAAUCCAAAUUGUUUGGGUGUUUAUAGAGUCUGGUUAUCCAUUCCCAGCUGAAGCAACUCUUCCAUUCAUAUAUCUAGGGUUUAACCAGUUGGGGGUUGGGGAAUUCUUCUACAGUGAAGAACACCUGCAUUUUACACAAAAUGGAGACCUCACUUCGUUAUGCUGGAGAUUCCAAGAGUCUGGUGAUUCAUGCCAGGGAGAAAUUCCCCCUCAACACUUUCACCCAUUUGCAGGGUCAUGCAGAACUAGACACCAAAAUUGGAGCACCAACUUAUCUCUGUGCUAUGAUAAGGCAAUACUUUCCUGAUCAAUAUGCUAGUCUCGGUGUUGGAGUGCAAUAUUAUAGGCGGCAAAAGCUCUGGUAUACUGUUCGUGGUAAAAAAGAAUUUCCAGUGACGGCAAAUAAUUCGGUAAACUUUCAUAUCAAGGGCAAGUGCGAUGUGGACGAAAAACUUUUGGAGAGAAAAUCAAGAGUUGCUGCUGAAUUUACUUGGGAUAUCAUGGAUGUGAAAGCAGACCAAGAUGUGAGGCUCAAAGUUGGAUACGAAGUCAUUGAAAAGGUCCCUUACUUUCAGUUUAGUGAAAACAACUGGACUCUCACUGUCAACAAUAUUGGAAAAUGGAAAGUAAAAUAUGUUAUGUGAUAUUACUGAUGGACACGUAACUUGUUCCAGUUAGAGUGGGUUAAUAAUUGCAAGAAAGAAGAAAACCAUCAUCCGUCAUCUGUAUUUCUGUUACAUAUUUUGACAUUCUAUCAUUGCAAAAAGGCAUUACCUUCUGUAAGAUCUGCUUUUGAGUAUUUAUCCAGAGAUAGUGACCCAUUGCAAUACAAAAUUCAAACUCAUGAAAAUUACCUUUCAUUUGUGUAAGAAAUUUUGAUCUCCAUGUAUGUUUGUCUGCAUUGCCUCAUUUACUGUGAAGUUAAAGCUAAUCUAUAUGAUUCGGGAAGCUGUGUUUCUGCA